AUUUCCUUUUCUGCAGAUUCCUUCUCUCUUUCUCCUCUUUCCUUUUGCCCUUUCCAUUUUUUCCCAUUCUAUUUUUUUCUCCAUCUUUGUAUAUAAAUUUAGUCGAUCAAUUACAGCUUCAAUUGAAAACCUAACUCCCUAUAUUUUUCUGUUUGCUUAUCUUCUCGUUUAACAUUAAUCUCCAGUGGUGACAAUGUCAACUCCUGCAAGGAAGAGGCUAAUGAGAGACUUUAAGAGGUUGCAACAAGACCCACCUGCGGGUAUCAGUGGAGCACCUCAAGACAACAAUAUAAUGCUUUGGAAUGCUGUUAUAUUCGGUCCAGAUGAUACUCCAUGGGAUGGAGGUACAUUCAAGUUGACUCUUCAAUUCACUGAGGAUUAUCCAAACAAACCUCCAACAGUGAGAUUUGUUUCCCGAAUGUUUCAUCCAAAUAUUUAUGCCGAUGGAAGUAUUUGUUUGGACAUUUUACAGAACCAAUGGAGUCCUAUAUAUGAUGUAGCAGCUAUUCUCACAUCCAUCCAGUCAUUGCUCUGUGACCCCAAUCCAAACUCACCUGCAAACUCAGAAGCGGCUAGGAUGUUUAGUGAGAACAAGCGCGAAUAUAACCGAAGAGUAAGGGAGAUUGUGGAACAGAGUUGGACAGCGGACUAGCUCCAUGUUACGGUGGGACAGUGGGUUUUAAGGUUUGAUGUAAUGGUAACAUUGAUUCUCAGUGUUACUGUCAGGAUUCAUCAACUGUAUCCUCUGCACCCGCGCAUGUUCCCUUUAGAAAUGGAUGUUAGGGCUAUUUGAUCUACCUCGUACUAAGACAUUUUGCUUUCUGUGUCUUAAGCUUGUGUAAAGUAACAUUACAUGUAUCCAUUUCCAUUGAACCAUUAUGAACUUUUUGCUUCAAUAUAAAUCUCUGGUUGAUUCGUCGUAAACAAAAUGUUCAAUUAUUU
This is a messenger RNA of Durio zibethinus, 942 nucleotides long. Its product is annotated as ubiquitin-conjugating enzyme E2 2. The record is from RefSeq and is a predicted model, not a curated record. NCBI's taxonomy places the organism in Eukaryota, Viridiplantae, Streptophyta, Magnoliopsida, Malvales, Malvaceae.